This is a messenger RNA of Zychaea mexicana, 818 nucleotides long. Its product is annotated as nucleophile aminohydrolase. Gene Ontology annotation, cellular component: proteasome core complex; proteasome core complex, beta-subunit complex. The transcript has 6 exons. NCBI's taxonomy places the organism in Eukaryota, Fungi, Mucoromycota, Mucoromycetes, Mucorales, Lichtheimiaceae. Gene Ontology annotation, biological process: proteasome-mediated ubiquitin-dependent protein catabolic process. Bases 137 to 751 code for a protein of 204 amino acids. The record is from RefSeq and is a predicted model, not a curated record.
CGCGUACUCACUUUGGACUGAAGGGUGCUUUCAACUUUUUUUUUCCUCUCUCUUCGUAUUUGCCGCGCGUCACUUUUUCAAUCCUCUCUACUUUUGUUUUUUCGAUACCACUAGAAAGGAAUUUACAUAACCAAUCAUGUCGAUUAUGCAAUAUAAUGGUGGGUCCGUUGUGGCCAUGAAUGGAAAGAACUGUGUGGCUAUUGCUGCAGACAAGCGUCUAGGUCAACAGUUCAUGACCGUAUCGACUGAAUUCCAAAAGAUGUUUCAAGGAACCGAGAAAACGUUCAUUGGUCUUCCAGGAUUGGCAACCGAUGUCCUGACAUUGGCUGAACGCUUCCGAUUCAAGAUCAAUAUGUACAAGAUGCGCGAAGAAAGAGAUAUUGAGCCAAAGACAUUAGCACACAUGGUUUCAUCCACACUUUACGAGCGACGAUUUGGACCGUAUUUUGUGGAGCCCGUGGUUGCGGGUUUGGACAAGAACAACGAGCCAUUUAUAUGCUCGAUGGAUCUGAUUGGCUGUAUCAACUUUGCCAAGGACUUUGUUGUGAGCGGCACAGCAGGACCUAAUCUGUAUGGCAUGUGCGAGUCGUUGUGGGAGCCUGAUCUAGAGCCCGAGGAUCUGUUUGAGACGAUUUCGCAGGCGCUGCUGAAUGCACAGGACCGAGACGCAUUAUCUGGCUGGGGUGCUGUAGUCCAUAUCAUAACACCGGAUAAAAUUGUUACGAGAACCCUGAAAGCACGACAGGACUAAGAGAACAUGACAAGGAGAAAGAGCUCUUUUCCUGGCUUACAAUAACAAUAAUAAAACAACAAAAACA